Molecule: messenger RNA, 1116 nt
Organism: Striga hermonthica
Lineage: Eukaryota; Viridiplantae; Streptophyta; Magnoliopsida; Lamiales; Orobanchaceae
Source: the annotation of a GenBank genome assembly
AUGGCGAGCCAUUCGGGGAGGGAAAGAGCUGCUAAAAACGACCAUUCUUGGAACUCGGGUGAGGAGGAUUGGAAGUUGGUACUGGACAGCCAUUCGGAGUCCGAGCUCGAGUGUCGGGCUUCCCGGGCCCAAUCCUCGAAGGGCAAGAAAUUCAAGAAAAUGGGCUUUAGUAGUAGGUCCCCUUUCACUUCACUUUAUAAUAAUAAUAUCAGCAAUGGCUCGUCUUCUGGUUCGGAGAUCGACUGUAAUGAUCAUGAGGAGGUUGCCAUGUGUUUGAUGAUGCUGUCGAGGGAUUUGGGGAAUAAUAUGAGCUCGGUUGUGGAGUCUAGCGACAAUAAUUCGGUUAUUUUGGAGACCAAAUCGUCCUCUAUGGACUUUUCCAAGAAUGUAGGUAGCAAAAAUGAAGCGUGCAAGAAAAUCGAGGCAUUGAAGUUGAAAAAGGAAUGUGCUUUGGAUGAUGUUGAGAAUUCUGAUUCGGGGUACUUUUUAGACGAGUUCGAAAAGGCCGAUUCAGAUGUUCCUGUUGUUCCCAAAAAGAGCGCAUUUUUCACUCGUAGUAAUUUUGGUGCAGAGGAGGCAGUUAGUAAGGAAUUCGAGCGCGAAAAAAACGGCCAGUUGAGAAAAAUCGAGUCGAGAAAGAAAAAGCACGUUGCUGAGAAUACCGAGUACGAGGAAAAGAAGAGAGUGAAGUACGAAUGCUUCAACUGCAAAAAGACGUUUAAGUCCUAUCAGGCGCUCGGUGGCCACCGGCCUUGCCAUAAAAGGACCAACAACUCAUUUUACGAGAAUAGCUUGGACGAUGAUGCUGAUGAGGAGCUCGUGAAAAGAAAGAAAACGAAUGAGAAAAAAGACAAAUCCAAGAAGAAGAAGAAGAGCAAAGGGCACAAAUGCCCGUUUUGCGAACGGGUUUUCAAGAACGGGCAGGCCUUGGGUGGGCACAAGAGGUCCCAUUUCAUCGGUGGUCACGUUGAAACAUAUAAUUACAGUUGUCCUAGUAAUAUUAACAACAAUGUAAGCCAAAUCGUGGAGAAAAAAAAGCAGCACAUUUUUCUUGAUCUCAAUCUUCCGGCCCCAGAGGACGAUGAGAACGGCGAGGAACGAGAGGUUCUUGGCUGA